This is a messenger RNA of Kwoniella botswanensis, 1353 nucleotides long. RefSeq lists its product as uncharacterized. Bases 1 to 1353 code for a protein of 450 amino acids. The record is from RefSeq and is a predicted model, not a curated record. Gene Ontology annotation, biological process: unsaturated fatty acid biosynthetic process. NCBI's taxonomy places the organism in Eukaryota, Fungi, Basidiomycota, Tremellomycetes, Tremellales, Cryptococcaceae. The transcript has 8 exons. Gene Ontology annotation, molecular function: oxidoreductase activity.
AUGUCUACUACAGCAGGAUUAAGACAAAGAGUACCUUCUCCCCCUGCGGGACAGGUGGAGAAGGAUCAACUCCUUCGUGAAGCCGAAGAAGCUGAAUUGACUGAAGGUCAAAAGUUCAUCGUACCAAACUUCACCGUCAAGCAAUUACUAGACGCCAUCCCUGCUCACUGUUUCCACCGAUCUGCACUCCGCUCAUCCCUCUAUGUAGUCCAAGACUUCGUUGCUCUUGGUCUCUUGGCAUAUGGAGCCUUCCAUAUCGACCCAUUCCUUGCUAAAUACAACCUCGCACCUGCCGCUUACCACGCUGCCAGGAUCGCCCUUUACUCCCUUUACGUCUUUGCUGCUGGUCUGUUCGGUACCGGUGUAUGGGUUAUUGCUCACGAAUGUGGUCACCAAGCCUACUCCUCAUCCAAGACUAUUAACAACACUGUUGGUUGGUUCUUGCACUCUGCCUUAUUGGUACCUUACCACUCAUGGAGAAUCUCGCACGGUCGACACCACGCCGCCACUGGUCAUUUGACCAGAGAUGAGGUAUUCGUACCCGUCACGAGAAAGGAAAGAGGUGCACCUGAAAUGAAGGAGGAAGCCGAGAUCCGAGGACUCAACGUUUCCCCCGAAAGACAAAGCGAACUCGCCGAACUCCUCGAGGAUGCACCUUUGGUAGUUUUGUUCAACCUCUUCAUCCGACAAUUCAUCGGUUGGCAAGCUUAUCUCGCUGUCAACGCUACUGGUCAAAGACACUAUCCUAAGGGGACCAACCACUUCACUCCUUCCUCCAUCAUCUUCAAGGCUUCUCACUUCUGGCAAAUUAUCUGGUCUGACAUCGGUAUCGUUAUUACUCUCGCUGCUCUCGCUUUCUGGGCUUACAAGAGAAGUUUUUCCGAGAUGUUUGUAAUCUACUUUUUACCUUACCUCUUUGUUCACAACUGGCUCGUGUUCAUCACUUACCUUCAACACACUGAUCCUGUACUCCCUCAUUACUCCGCGAACACCUGGACCUUCCCUCGAGGAGCCCUCGCCACGAUCGAUCGAACAUUCAUGGGACCCAUUGGAGCCUACGUCUUACACGGUAUCUGUGAGACCCACGUCUCUCACCAUAUCUCAUCCAAGAUCCCCCACUACAACGCAUGGGAAGCUACUGAAGCUCUCCGAAAAUUCCUUGGUCCUCACUACUACCGAUCGGAGGAGAACAUGUUUGUCUCUUGCUGGAAGGCGUACAGGAGCUGUGUCUUCGUCGAGGAAAACCAAGAUAUUGUCUUCUACAGGAACGCCAGGGGUGUAGCUCAAAGAGUCGCGGUGGAAGAGAAUGGAAAUAUCUCUGAUUCAGGUGUCGACAUGACUGAAUCCAAGUAA